Messenger RNA from Cervus elaphus (red deer), 2138 nucleotides. It is a transcript of the gene NECAB3, whose product is annotated as N-terminal EF-hand calcium binding protein 3. Gene Ontology annotation, biological process: regulation of amyloid precursor protein biosynthetic process. Bases 61 to 1344 code for a protein of 427 amino acids. The record is from RefSeq and is a predicted model, not a curated record. Lineage: Eukaryota; Metazoa; Chordata; Mammalia; Artiodactyla; Cervidae. Gene Ontology annotation, molecular function: calcium ion binding. The transcript is spliced from 11 exons. Gene Ontology annotation, cellular component: endoplasmic reticulum; Golgi cis cisterna; cytoplasm.
CAUGCUGGGGGUUAAGGGACAUCAGGGAGGCUCCGGGGAGGGUUUGGAGCACAGUUGAGAAUGGAGAGAAAUCUUGAGAGGAUCCAAAUCAGAAGAAUCAACCCGGGUGUCCUUCUUGUAGGAAGUUUCUGUUUUGUAUCCAAUUUGGCAGGAGGGAGAGUGGAGGAAAUGUGGUUUAGCCAGAGGCUGGAGGUGGGGGCUGACUUUCACGCAGUGUCCUGGCCUGGUGGGAGGGUACUUCCUGUAGAUGACCUCCUGUUUUCCUCACCACCGCCGAAGUCUUCACCCCAUUUCACAGACAAAGGAGCCGAGGCCCAGAGAGAUGAUGGGAAGCUCUCAUUUGAAGAAUUCCAGAAUUACUUUGCUGAUGGGGUUCUCAGCCCUGGGGAGCUGCGAGAGCUGUUCAGUGGUGUUGACGGGCAUCGCGCUGACAAUUUGGAAACGGAGAAACUGUGUGACUACUUCUCUGAACACCUGGGCGUCUACCGGCCUGUGCUGGCGGCACUGGAGUCGCUCAACUGUGCUGUGCUCACUGCCAUGGACACCACCAAGCUGGAGUAUGAGCGGGCCUCCAAGGUGGACCAGUUUGUGACACGCUUCCUACUGCGGGAGACGGUGAGCCAGCUCCAGGCCCUGCAGAGCUCGCUGGAGGGGGCGUCAGACACUUUGGAGGCCCAGGCCCAUGGCCCGCGGUCAGAUGAAGAGAGGGUGGAGGUGCCGAGCCGGCCCCGAGGCAGCCGGCGGGCAGGGCGCAGGGCCCUGCGGAGUGUCAGUCGAUCGUCCACCUGGUCUCCUGGCUCCUCCAACACAGGGCAGAGCUCCGAGGCUGAGAUGCAGUGGCGGCUCCAGAUCAACCGCCUCCAGGAGCUCAUCGACCAGCUGGAGUGCAAGGUGAGCGCGGUGCUGGGGGAACUGUCUGGAACCCGCACAAGCCAGGCCCACACUGGGGGCCUGGCCCAUGCACUGCAUCCCUCACAGGCCCCCCGGCUGGAACCCCUGCACGAAGAGGAGCUGACCAAGGGGCCCAGCUCGCACAUCCUUGUGGCCCAGAGGCAGGUGCAGGUGGCUGAGGAAGCCCUGCAGGACUUCCGCCACGCCCUGUGCUGCUACGUGGACUUCACGGGGUCCCAGAGCCACUGCCUGCAUGUGUCUGCCCAGAAGAUGCUGGACAAGGCUUCCUUCACCCUGUAUGAGUUCUGGCAGGACGAGGCCUCCUGGAGAAGGCACCAGCAGUCCGCCUGCAGUAAGGCCUUCCAGCGCAUCCUCAUUGACCAUCUGCGGGCUCCAGACACCCUCACCACUGUGUUCUUCCCAGCCUCCUGGUGGAUUAUGAAUAAUAACUGAGCCUGAUCUGCACAAACCAAGGACUCCAGAGCCCUGCCUGCCUCCUCCUGGAGCUUCCGGACUGGUCAGCUCCACUCAGCUCAAGACCAGGACGCUGCCACCUCCGUAAUUGGGGCCCGGCUCUCAGCCUCCCAGAGCCAGCUGGUGGAGAGUCUCACAGCCCAGGGAUCAGAGACUGGGCUGCUUCCUUCCUCUUUCUUUCUUUAACAGUGUGUUUUAUUGCUUAUAGCUUCGGCCUCUGAGAUACUCUGGUAUUUGUCUGGCCUCAGGAGGCCUGGAUUCUGGUCCCCUCUGCCCCUGCCUUGCUGUGUGACCAGGGCAGGUCCCUUCCCUCUCUGAGUUGGCCUUGGGCUGUCUGGCUACCUAGUGGGUGCCUGCUUUCUUCUUGCUGUCUUGGGACCAGGCUUCUGCUCUUCCGCAGCCAGACGCAGGGCCAGGGCUGAUGCUCAGGAACUGUCCUCCACCCCCUGCCCCCAACCUCGAUCCCCAAGACUGGGCUGGAUCAGUCUGCCGUGUGGGCAAAGGACGUGGGGGGCCCCACCCCCUUCCUGGGCCGGCAGGCUCCUGACGAUUUCAGCACCUGUGGCUGCACCAGAGCCCUCCGGAGGAUCCUGGAUUGGUUUGCAUGUUAUUUGCAUAUUAUUUGCAUGCUCAUUCCCACCCAUAGUCAGGGCACUAUGGGAAGCCCCAGGGUGACCUUGCUAGGUAGCAAUAAUUUGGGCCCAGAGUCACCUGCUGCCCCCAGAUACCUCUGAACCCCAGCCCAGAGGCAAUAAAGGCAGUGGUCACCUCUG